CUGGCAGUAAUGAAAUUGAUUUAUUUCAAAAAUUAGCAAAACAAAAAGCCCUAGUACAAUAUAUGUUAACGUUUAGCAGUCUGAUAGAACAGUAGCAACUCGUAAGUAAGCUAAGAAGAGGAAAACAGUAUAGGUAAACUUUGCCUGCAUAUAUAACUAAUUUAGAAAUUUUAUUUUGAAACUUUAAGAAAAGCGUUCUGUACGGUGAAAACUGCUCUUUUUAUUGGUCUGAACAGAUUUUAUAUCAUACUUGAAACAAGUUGAAGAGCUAGAUCGGCACUGAUGGUUGCAUGUUGCAUGUUAAGUUCAUUGUAAGAAUUUGCAUAGAAACAUUGACAACGCGGCGGCAAGUUCUUGGAGGUGAACACACUAUCCUCGUCGUACUAAUUAGAUCGACGAUAUAGAAUUUCAUUUGCGAAACCCUCUAUGUAUUUUAGUAUAUGUAUAAGUGGCAUUCGUAUCAGACGUUGUAAAGAACUCCUGCUUUUCCAAAUGGCGUUAAUGCAGUCGUAACAGAAAGGGGAAAAGAAAAGUUGUUCUUUGAGAGUAAUUUCCUGAAAACGGAAGGAAUUUUAAACCCUAAUCAGGACGAUAACUCACGUUCUGAAAAUUCAAGAAAUGGAUGAAUUGACGCUGGUAUCUUCGGACUUAGGUGCGGAAUCAAAUAAUUUUGGGAAACGUUCAAGACUGGAAAAUAUUUAUUUUGGAUUGGGUCACGUAUAUAAUGACUUGUGUGCCUCAGUUUGGUUUUCCUAUACACUUUUCUAUUUGCAAAUUGUCAUGGAAAUACCAUCAACCACUGCCGGACUUCUGAUAAUGACAGGACAAGUUACUGAUGCAAUUGCAACUCCUGUAGCAGGAUGGACAAUCGACAGAGUCGGCACUCGUCGGGCGUGGCAUGCAACAGGUACGUUGUUUGUUACGAUCGGAUUUUCUUUAAUUUUUGCUGUUAACAAUAAUGGCAAUAAUUAUUUGAGUGUCUUGGUGUAUACCAGUUUAAUUAUUUUAUUUCAAAUUGGAUGGGCUCUAGUACAAAUAUCCCAUCUAUCAAUGAUUCCUUCUUUAGCUAGGGACAAUAACCAAAGUAAUACACUUACCACUCUAAGAUACACAGCUUCGGUAAUUUGUGGAAUUAUAGUUUAUAUGACGACAUGGGCUGUGUUAAAAGAUGACGCAAAUCUAAACAACGUUGGACCGGCAGACUUUUAUAGAUUUCGUAAAAUUAUGUUUAUUAUCACUGGCAUAGGAUUAUCAGCAGUGAUGUUGUUUUAUGUUGGUCUCAGAAAUAAAUGGAAUAAAUUGCGAACUUAUAAACAGUUACAAGAGAACGAAGAGAAUAAGGAUAAACUUCCAAGGAAUUUUUUAAAGUCGUCCAUCAUUUAUAAAGUUUCAUUGCUCUACAUGGCUUCCAGAUUAUAUACAACCUUAAACUUAAUUUAUAUUCCUUUAUAUUUGGACGAAAGGCAGUCAGAUGAGCUAUCAUCAAUUGAUGGAAUUAGAAGUACGGUAGCUACGGUACCAUUUGUCGUUUAUGUCGUUUCUUUUAUUACUGCGAUAAUUUUAAAUUUUCGGAAACAGAGCGACACGAUUGUUUACGUCUUCGGUUCACUAUUUUCAAUGUCAGCCAGCAUAUGGAUUGGAAUAAUUGGAAGAAAUACGUCUAAAAUUGAAAUAUACACCAUAGCCACUCUAAUAGGAAUAGGAGGAUCCACGACUUUGGUAACUAGUUUAUGUUUAACAGCAAAGUAUGUUAAAAGUAAUGGUUUUGGUGGAGGUUCAGUGUACGGAAUCGUUACAUUUACUGAUAAACUAGCGUCUGGGUUAGCAGUAUUUGCAAUUCAACAUUUGCAAAAUUCCUUAGAUGAGAAUUUUCCUAACUUUUACAGCAGUGUUCUUGCAUAUGUCUGCGGCAUUACCGCACUUUUGGGUUUAUUAUCAAUUACUACUUUAUACUGUUGUCCUGUAUCUGAAGAAGGCUUGUAAUAAAUUAUAAAUAAAUAAAUUACCUGUCGAUUGUA
Messenger RNA from Agrilus planipennis (emerald ash borer), 2018 nucleotides. It is a transcript of the gene Tc-re, whose product is annotated as major facilitator superfamily domain-containing protein 12. The transcript has 12 exons. Gene Ontology annotation, biological process: carbohydrate transport. Gene Ontology annotation, cellular component: membrane. Lineage: Eukaryota; Metazoa; Arthropoda; Insecta; Coleoptera; Buprestidae. Gene Ontology annotation, molecular function: symporter activity. Bases 619 to 1983 code for a protein of 454 amino acids. The record is from RefSeq and is a predicted model, not a curated record.